CGGGCUGGUCGGUGGGUUCGGGUUGUGCUCGCAGAAACCUUACACCUCCCUCCGUUCCUGGGUAGUAGGAGUACAUUCCUGGGGCUUCUUUCUACUGUGUCGGCCACUCGGCUAACACUGACAGAGGUGUCGAUGGGAGGGUCUCAGAGUGCGACGCUUCACGGCAACAGGACCAAAGGAUUCCACGUCCUCCGGGUACAGGAGAACUCCCCGGGAUACUGGGCUGGGCUGGAACCAUUCUUUGAUUUUAUCAUUUCAGCUGGUGAUAAGAGGCUGGAUAAAGAUGACAAUGCACUGAGGGAGCUGUUACUAGGCAACGUGGAGAAGUCGCUCAAAAUGGCCAUUUACAACACCAAAACUCAAGCAGUUCGCGAAGUUAGUGCAACACCCAGUAACCUCUGGGGAGGACAGGGGCUGCUUGGAGUCAGCAUUCGGUUCUGCAGCUUUGAAGGAGCAAAUGAAAAUGUUUGGCACAUCCUGGAAGUGGAGCCCAAUUCCCCUGCUGCAUUAGCUGGUCUGAGGCCAUACACAGACUACAUUAUUGGAGCUGAAGCCAUACUCAGUGAGUCUGAAGAUUUGUUCUCUUUGAUUGAAUCUCACAAUGGAAAGCCACUAAAGAUCUACGUGUACAACAAUGACACAGAUAACUGUAGGGAGGUGAUUAUCACACCAAACAGUGCAUGGGGUGGAGAGGGCAGCUUGGGCUGUGGAAUUGGCUAUGGAUACCUGCACCGGAUACCAAUCCGUAAGCAGCUAAUAGAGCGGAAGGUAACUCCAGUUCUCCGAACUAGCUUGCCUGUGAGUCCCAUGGUUCCUCUUUCAGCUCCAAGUGCUCCUGCAAUGAAUAACAUGCCCUCAGGUCUACCAAAGGAGCUGAGUGAUCUCAGGCUGAAAACAGCAUCUACUUCAGUCCCAGGCACAUUCUCACCAGGUUCUGUGGGAGUUCCAUUGUUUCCUCCUUUGAAGGAACCUUUCACUGUGUCAUUAGCGAAUGCAUCUAUUUCCAGUACUAUGCCAGGUAUGAUAACCGCACCAGCUGUGUUUACCAACUUGCCUAAUUUUCCAAAUCUGAAUGUGGCUUUUCCCAGCCUUUCCAUGGGAUCAUCGUCAGGGAUAGGAGAAAAUCCUGUGCCUACAUCUACAGAUUCAUCCUUGUCAGCUGCCAGUCCAGUACCGCAUCUGGUUUCAUCCAAUCUCCCUCCUGCAAAUCUUGGCACAGCUCCUGUGCUUCCAGCUUUCUCUACAGCACCACCAGUUUGCCCCAGCCAUUCAACUUCAUCAGAGAAUAUGACAAUACCUUUCCACUCUCAGUGGAGUAAGGUCUUGGAUUCCACACCUGCUGUAGCUCAGAAGUAGUCUCUUCCCAGAGGCUGAAAUGAAAAGUUGUCUUCCGCACUUGUAAUGAAGCUGCCAGAAGGUAUAAUCUGUUCAGAAAGCACUAAUAAACUACUGAGGGAAGCCUACCCCAACACGAGUAGCACUGCCACAAUUCUAACUGAAUAGAAUCCAACCUACUUUUAAUAAAUGAGUAAGGCUUUCCAAUCUAGCAAUGUGUAUGUAGUUGUCAGUCUGACUCUAGCAGCAUGACAAUCAAAAUUCAAAGUACAUUUAUUAUCAAAGUAUGUAUACAUUAUAUAACCUUGAGAUUCAUCUCCUUACAGGCAGCCACAAAACAAUAAACCCAAAAGAACCAAUUUUUUAAAAAACUGACAAACAUCCAAAGUGGAGAGAGAGAGGGAGAGAAACAAAUUAUGCAAACAAUAAAAGUAAGCAAAUAGCAUUUAGAACAGAAGAGUCCUCAGACAUGAAGCCUGCAGCAGCCAAAGUAGGCCCACAGCCUCAGUUCAGCAUGUUAGCGGAGUAAACAGUGCAGAACCCGCAGACACUAAGCUCAGAGCGGCCGGAGCAGGCCCACAGCCUCAGCCUCAGUUCAGCAAAGAGUGGAGUAAGUGUCGCGGAACCGGCAGACACGAAGCCCAGAGCAGUCCCACAACCACAGUCUCAGCCUCAGCCUCAGCCGCAGUUCAGCACAUUGCAGAGUAAACGUUGUGGAGCGCACAGACACAAACCCCGGAGCAGGCCCAUAGCUACAGUCUCUGCCUCAAUUCAGCACAUAGUGGAGUAAGCAUUCCAGAGCACUGGGCAGAGCCAGCCCGACCCUCGCUUCUGAUCCCGGCACUCUGCCUUUUUAAUCCAUCUGGCCUAGCCUUUAAAUCGUCCAAGUAUCGAGUUGUCCUGAGCCCUGUUGCAUCGAUAUGCUCUCAGCCUGGACCCCACCACUAUGUUUCGGCCCCUACCUGACCUUUCCAAAUCAGCCCAGCACUUGAUUGAUCAUCUUUACAGUAGAGGAGGCCGUGGAUAGACAUGCCAGAAUGGGAUAUGGAAUGGAUGUGGAUCUGCGAGACCCGACGCAGACUGGGAGACUGCUUUGCUGAACACCUACGCUCUGUCCGCCAGAGAAAGCAGGAUCUCCCAGUGGCCACACAUUUUAAUUCCACAUCCCAUUCCCAUUCUGACAUGUAUAUCCACGGCCUCCUCUACUGUCAAGAUGAAGCCACACUCAGGUUGGAGGAACAACACCUUAUAUUCCGUCUGAGUAGCCUCCAACCUGAUGGCAUGAACAUUGACUUCUCUAACUUCCUCUAAUGCCCCACCUCCCCCUUGUACCCCAUCCGUUAUUUAUUUAUAUACACACAUUCUUUUCUCUCUCUCUCUCUCUCUCUCCUUUCUCUCUCUCUCUCUCUCCUUUCUCUCUCUCUCUCUCUCCCCUUUUUCUCUCUCUCUCUCUCUCCUUUCUCUCUCUCUCUCUCUCUCUCUCUCUCUCUCU
Mobula hypostoma (lesser devil ray) is the source of this 2827-nucleotide messenger RNA. RefSeq names its product Golgi reassembly-stacking protein 2-like. Gene Ontology annotation, biological process: Golgi organization. The record is from RefSeq and is a predicted model, not a curated record. Bases 133 to 1356 code for a protein of 407 amino acids. Gene Ontology annotation, cellular component: Golgi apparatus. Gene Ontology annotation, molecular function: protein binding. The transcript has 10 exons. NCBI's taxonomy places the organism in Eukaryota, Metazoa, Chordata, Chondrichthyes, Myliobatiformes, Myliobatidae.